Messenger RNA from Pyrus x bretschneideri (Chinese white pear), 1561 nucleotides. Its product is annotated as GDSL esterase/lipase At2g23540. NCBI's taxonomy places the organism in Eukaryota, Viridiplantae, Streptophyta, Magnoliopsida, Rosales, Rosaceae. The transcript has 5 exons. Gene Ontology annotation, molecular function: hydrolase activity, acting on ester bonds. The coding region runs from base 135 to 1271 and encodes 378 amino acids. The record is from RefSeq and is a predicted model, not a curated record.
AGAACAGUAUAAAUCUUACAAGUUUUCACCAAUGGCUUCUUUUAGCUUCUCUCGUAGCAAGAAGCUGCUGCAUAUAUAGUUACUUUUUAGGACUUAGUUUUCAUAUCAUCGACUUUGUGAAGCUUCAAAGCUGCAUGGCCAUGGAUUAUUCUUACACUGUGGCCUGCGUAGGGUUUGUUCUUUUGAUCGUUUUUAAUCUGAGUUAUUUGGGAAAUGCUGCUGAGAAUCAAGGGUUAGGAGCUUCUUUUAUCUUUGGUGAUUCUCUGGUUGAUGCUGGAAACAACAACUAUUUGCCCACGUUGUCGAAGGCCAAUAUGGCUCCGAACGGGAUUGAUUUCAAGGCGUCUGGAGGAAAACCAACUGGAAGGUUUACCAACGGCAGAACCAUUGGUGAUAUUGUUGGAGAAGAAUUGGGGCAACCAAAGUAUGCACUCCCAUAUUUGUCACCAGAUGCCAAAGGGAAAGCCCUAUUGGUUGGGGUGAAUUAUGCAUCAGGAGCAGCAGGGAUUAUGAAUGCAACAGGAAGAAUAUUUGUUAAUAGGGUGGGAAUGGAUAUCCAAGUUGAUUUUUUCAACCAGACAAGGAUGCAGAUCGACAACGUAUUGGGUCCAUCACAGGCAAAAGAGUACAUUAUGAAAAGAUCUAUUUUUUCAGUCACAAUUGGGUCCAAUGACUUUUUGAACAAUUAUCUACUACCAGUCCUCUACAUUGGAGCAAGAAUUUCUCAGAGCCCAGAUGCUUUUAUUGAUGAUUUGAUCUCUCACUUCAGAGUCCAACUUACUAGACUUUAUCAAUUGGAUGCUCGCAAAUUUGUGAUUGGAAAUGUUGGACCUAUUGGAUGCAUACCUUACCAAAGGACCAUAAAUCAACUGAAUGCAGACCAGUGUGUGGAUUUGCCAAAUAAGCUAGCUCUUCAGUACAAUGGGCGGUUGAAGGGCUUGCUUGCUGAACUGAGUGAGAACCUUCCAGGAUCAACAUUUGUUUAUGCAAACGUGUAUGAUGUAGUGAUGGAUGUCAUUACAAAUUAUGACAAAUAUGGAUUUACAACAGCAAGUGUAGCAUGCUGUGGAAUUGGUGGCCAAUACGCAGGUAUAAUUCCAUGUGGUCCACAAUCCAGUCUCUGCAAGGAUCGGUCGAUGCAUGUUUUCUGGGAUCCCUACCAUCCAAGUGAAGCUGCCAACCUUAUACUUGCCAAAAAAUUGCUUGAUGGAGACACAAGAAUCAUUUCUCCAAUGAAUCUCAGACAACUCAGAGACCAUGGAUUAGGGUAACUAUGUAAUGGUGGUUAACUUAAUGUGCUGCUGGAUUUGUUGGUGACAUACCCCUGCAUUUGUGGUAAACUUUGUGUCAGUUUAAGGUUGCCUUUAAUAAGCCUUGAGUAGGCCUUCAGGCUAUCUUAAAUGAGUUAGUGUUUUUUAGGCAUGCUACUAUAGGCCCAUACCAACAGAUUGAAUGAUUGGUUGUUUGUUUUAGGUUGUUUGCUUACUCCAUAAGUAAUUCAAUUUCAUUAUCAAAUGGAUUGUACCAUAAGGGUGUUAAAUCUAUGUUAAGUUCUUUUUUA